Molecule: messenger RNA, 851 nt
Organism: Python bivittatus (Burmese python)
Lineage: Eukaryota; Metazoa; Chordata; Lepidosauria; Squamata; Pythonidae
Gene: GPX4
Product: glutathione peroxidase 4
Biological process (GO): response to oxidative stress
Cellular component (GO): mitochondrion; nucleus
Molecular function (GO): glutathione peroxidase activity; phospholipid-hydroperoxide glutathione peroxidase activity
Source: RefSeq, a predicted model, not a curated record
CAGAUUAAAGGAGGAGCGGAGAGACGCGGCUGAGAUGAGUUUGCGGCGUUUGGCUUCCAAGACGCUUCUCUGCGGGCUCUUGAUAGGGCGCGGCCUCACAAGAGCGAUGUGUGCUCAGGUGACUGACUGGCAGUCAGCCAAGUCCAUUUAUGAGUUCCAUGCCAAGGAUAUUGAUGGCAAUGAUGUCUCGCUGGAGAAAUACAGGGGUCACGUCUGCAUCAUCACCAACAUUGCAUCGGAAUGAGGCAAGACUAAUGUAAACUACACUCAGUUUGUCGAAUUGUAUAGUAGAUAUGCUGAGCGAGGUUUACGCAUUCUAGCUUUCCCCUGCAACCAGUUUGGCAAGCAGGAGCCAGGUACAAAUGAAGAGAUUAAAGCAUUUGCUGAAGGUUAUGGAGUAAAAUUCGACAUGUUUAGCAAGAUUGAUGUCAAUGGGGAUGGUGCUCAUCCUCUCUGGAAGUGGAUGAAGAGCCAGCCCAAAGGGAGAGGCACUCUAGGAAACGCUAUAAAAUGGAAUUUUAGCAAGUUCCUGAUCAACAGGGAAGGACAGGUGGUCAAGAGAUUCAGUCCAAUGGAUGACCCAUUUGGGAUGGAGAAGGACCUGCUCCGUUACCUGUAAGCCUUGGCUUGCCUCCUGCCAGCUCUGGCUGUGCUCAGCUGACGUUCCUCUGCUUUGCUUGUGAAUUUUGCCUGGAUGAUGGCUUGUCUCCAAGCCAAACUUGUUUGGUGAGGCAGGCCUGAGAUAUUUGGCACAAGUUCACAGGGAGGGCUAGGUGGAAUGUCUGUAUUUGCACCCCAGACCACGCCAUCCAUCUUGUAGAAAUAAAAGCAUGUCUUUUUUUUUUGACUGA